UACUGUUUGUGGCGCCAAGAAGAGUCCCGAGUCUUCUAGGUUGGGGUAACUGCGGGAUUCCUCGGGCUCCUAGUGGACUUUGUGGACGCCAGCCCCGUUCCGGCUCUUGGGGGCGCCGCGGCCAACAUGUGGAAUAGUGGAUUUGAUGGAAACUAUGGGAGCUCUUCCUACACGAGUGGUGGCUACACACAGCCCCCAGGGGGAUUUGGCACUCCUACUGCUUCUCAAGCCGAAAAGAAGUCUAGAGCAAGAGCCCAGCACAUUGUCCCUUGCACCAUAUCACAACUCCUUUCUGCCACUCUGGUUGAUGAAGUAUUUAAGAUUGGGGAGAUUGAGAUUUCACAGGUCACUAUUGUGGGAAUAAUACGACAAGCAGAGAAGGCCCCAACUAACAUUGUCUACAAAAUAGAUGAUAUGACUGCUGCACCAAUGGAUGUCCGACAGUGGGUAGACACUGAUGACACAAGCAGUGAAAAUACUGUGGUACCACCAGAAACCUAUGUAAAAGUGGCUGGUCAUCUCAGGUCUUUCCAGAACAAAAAGAGCCUGGUGGCAUUCAAGAUUCUUCCUCUGGAGGACAUGAAUGAGUUUACCAUACAUAUCCUGGAAACCGUCAAUGCACAUAUGAUACUAAGCCAAUCUGUCAGCCAGCCCUUGGCAGGAAGACCAUCUCUCAACACUUCUGGAAUAGGAGAUACAGGAGGCUUUGGAGGAAACAGCUUUAGUGGGAACAAUUUUAUGCCAGCCAAUGGCCUCACUGUAACCCAGAACCAGGGAGUGAUAAGGCUUUGGUUUUGUAUUAUACCAGAUUAUCUAAUGAAGCUGGUUCAGAUCUAUGACAUGUACAAAUACUUAACUAUAUCCCUGGCAGAGUUUCUGUCCUACCUGCCAGCGGUGGUUGUGGCUUUGGUGACUCUAAUACAGGCAAUUAUGGCUAUGAGAAAGGUUUACUCUUUUGUUUUUGGUAAAGGAAGAUCAGACAAAGAUGAUGUUAUAUCCCUUAUGAAAGAUCAAUUAAAGAUGAUGAUAGAGACCAACAACAAAAUUAGACUAGGACAGGAAUUGGACAAGCAUACCAUUCUGCAACUGGAACUCAUUGAAGGCAUGUACUUCCCUAAAGAUAAAAUGACUCCCAAGAAAGUGAUGAUUACUAUUGGUACACAGACUGAGAUGGCAGAUGACAAAGAGACUGGGGUUGCUACUCAAACUGAGGAGGGGGCAAUGGCAUCGGCUACUGUGACUUUGUUACCCAUUAUAGAUCAGACUCAGUUUAGGGCUGAUGGUGAGGCAGUGAAUAUGAAGACCUAUAAGGCAUUCACAGCCCAGGAUUUGGAGGUGCUGAGGAGGAGGUUCCCCCAAAUUCUUCCUUUCACCUUACAAGGCAGCCAAGGAAUUGAAAAGGACAUUCAGCCUUUUUAA
Messenger RNA from Gracilinanus agilis (Agile Gracile Mouse Opossum), 1419 nucleotides. Its product is annotated as replication protein A 32 kDa subunit-like. Gene Ontology annotation, cellular component: chromosome, telomeric region; site of double-strand break; DNA replication factor A complex. Gene Ontology annotation, biological process: double-strand break repair via homologous recombination; nucleotide-excision repair; DNA replication. The transcript is spliced from 8 exons. NCBI's taxonomy places the organism in Eukaryota, Metazoa, Chordata, Mammalia, Didelphimorphia, Didelphidae. The record is from RefSeq and is a predicted model, not a curated record. Bases 127 to 1419 code for a protein of 430 amino acids.